AUGGUCCGAAAUGGCAGCCCGUCUCCGGCGGACAAUUUUCCGCUAGGCCAUUCAGCGACAUCCCCUCAACCGCAGCCCUCGAAGCGCGACAAACGGCGCAACAUGCUCGCUGAGAAGCUUGCGGAAAUGAUGGCGUCCUUCUCGGACAACAGAGAUAGCCACUAUCGCGCUCAGUUGGCUGCGCUACAAGCUGACAUCAACCUGAUUAUGAAGGCUGACCCUUAUGCGAACCAACCGCUCGAGGAUAAUGGAGAGGAGGCCUCGGAGCUUAUCGCGCAGAUUAUGGGCAACAACGUGCCGUCUGCGCCCAGUGCUGGCACAGAUUAUAUCGCACAAUGCGGAAAAUACUACUCGCGCUUUGUCGACGCGGUCAAUGAUGCGAUGGAGGAGCGGGACUACAAUCUCACCAUGCUCUGGAACAAGCACGAGAACACGAAGAACGAAAUCGAAAAUUCACAUUACUACAAAGUCCAAAUCGCCGAAGAGGAACACAAGUUGCUGGCCGCCACCAUUCGGGAGCGUCUCGUAGCCAGCAUACAGCAGCGAACAAACAGACUGAAGCGAGAGAAGGAACAACUUGACUUGUCCGACAGCAAUGCGAUGCUUCUCCACCCCAAUCAAUACAGCAUUGGAAACCCCGCCAGUCCCGGCGGACCGCAAGCGCCUCGGAAAACAAGAAGGACAGGACACAAGUUCGGGGACGCUGAAGAGCUGGCUGCAGCCAACGAAACCAAGCGCAAGAGAAAGUUGUUUGAGGAUCAGGACAAUGAUUCUGCUAAUGCCUCUGCCCGUGCUAUCGAAAUGGGGAUUGGCUCUCCGUUCCGUGAAGCCAAGGCGCGUACUGUCAAUGCACAGUUCGAGUCAUCUGCCUACUCUCUUGAACGCUUGUUCACCGAGAAGGAGCUUAACAUGGCUAUGAAUCAAGCUACAACAGCCGCCUCUCACUUCUUUGCAAAGAUGAAGAACACAGAAGCUGCAACACAAGAGGCAACAACGAACGGCAACACCAAUGGCACCAAUGGAGAGCAUGCUUCUGAAAAUGGCGACCCUAUGGACCAAGACCAGGACUCGGAUGACAUACCAGGCGCCUCUGACAUGGUGCGCCAGCACUCGUCGAAUCCCCACGCCACACGCGGUGCUACCCGGUCUGCACUCAAUCCUACGGCAGCCAUAGUCAGUGGACAAAUACCACCAUUCAUCUACAAUCCGCCUUUUGUGCUGGAUGCAAAGAUAUUCCAGAAGAUCAACGCGUCGGCGCCUCCGCCGCCCUCGCUCUCGGCACAUGAUGUGGAACAGGAUCUGAAGCUGAUGCUAAGGGAAGCACGGCCGGAUGAUGAUCUGAAUGAGAAGCUGUUGCAGGCUGCAUGCAACCCGGUCAAAGCACGGGACUACCAGGUCCAGCCGCCGAACUUCUCUGAGCCAGUCAACGAGAUGACGAGCGCACUACGCAGUACCGCACCACACCUGGAAGUAGGAGCAGGACUAGGGGGAGUGCCCAUGAGCGCGCAGAGCAGUGCUGCAGGAUGGUCCGAAGGUGGUGGAAACACGCCGAUAGGACGCAACGGAGAGAGAGAGUCGCUUGCUGUUGGUGGCCAUGGUGGCGGUGUCGCGAUGAGUCGAACGGCCAGUGGAAGCGGAAGGGGACGCGGUCGAGGACGCGCAGGUGGUUAGGACGCGUCUCGGCGGCAGUCGGCUUCCUAUUCUACUUGGACGGUCUCUUGACUUGGACGUCACGGUCUCGUAUUAUACCCAUGUCUGGCGUUUGGGGACGCGAUGCAUGUGCGGCGUUGGGCUGGGUGCUGGAUAUAUACUACUGUACUACUCACAUGUACCGAGGUUUUGCUUUGUAGUUUCUUUGUUAUUGCACUUGACUCG
Bipolaris maydis ATCC 48331 is the source of this 1875-nucleotide messenger RNA. Its product is annotated as Sds3-like-domain-containing protein. Gene Ontology annotation, biological process: negative regulation of transcription by RNA polymerase II. The record is from RefSeq and is a predicted model, not a curated record. Gene Ontology annotation, cellular component: Sin3-type complex. Gene Ontology annotation, molecular function: histone deacetylase binding. Lineage: Eukaryota; Fungi; Ascomycota; Dothideomycetes; Pleosporales; Pleosporaceae.